Diabrotica balteata is the source of this 1260-nucleotide messenger RNA. NCBI's taxonomy places the organism in Eukaryota, Metazoa, Arthropoda, Insecta, Coleoptera, Chrysomelidae. The record is from the annotation of a GenBank genome assembly.
CUAAAAUUUAACUCUUGUUUGGACAUUUUAUAAAGUUAAAUCAAAUUAUGGACAGUCUAAUGAGCGACUUCGAGACGUUUACAAAUAGUUGGUGGCCUUACAUUAUCUCUUUAAUUAUAAGUAUUAUCAGUGCAAUAAGAUUUUAUGUUGCUGGUACAUACUGUGAAAGUCCAGUAAGAAUUGAUGGAAAAACUGUCAUCAUAACUGGCAGUUCCGGGGGAGUUGGAUUUGAAACAGCCAAGGAAUUAGUUAAAAGAGGGGCAACUGUUAUCCUGGCCGUCAGAAAUGGCGAAAAAGGUUUAAGAGCUUUGGAAAGAAUCAAGUGGAUCAAUAGCGACGCAAAAAUACAAGUAAAAUUGCUGGAUGUAUCAGAAUUUUCGAGUAUUCGAAAUUUCGUCGACCAGAUUAACGACGAAUACGCUAAGAUUGAUAUUCUUAUAAAUAACGCUGGAAUCAUACGAGAUAAUUCAAAAGAAAUUGGAAAAUUUGGGGGAAAUGGGGGUGAUACCUUUUUAACUAAUUACUUAGGACCAUUUUUAUUGACCCAUUUACUACUACCGUUGUUAAAAAAAUCUGAUAAUGGUAGGGUGAUCAAUAUAUCAGCCUUAGCUCAUUUUAAUGGUAAACUAGAUCUCGAUUUCGGAAAGAAUUCUGCACCGCUCGUUGCGUUUGCAGAUAGUAAACUAGCCUUAACAAUGUUUACUAAAUAUAUGGCACAGCUUCAUAAUGGUGCGAAAAUAACAUUCAAUUCCGUAUCACCUGGUUUAGUACGGAACACAGGACACAUAUCAAAUUAUUCUAAUUUAGGAACUUCUUUUUUAACGAAAUUUGCCGUUUGGCCUUGGCUGUGGUUAUUUUUGAAAACGCCGUACCAGGGUAGCCAAACUGUCAUUUAUCUCGCUGUGGAACCCAAAUUACACAGAGUAUCAGGAUGCUACUUUAGCGACUGUGAGAUUAAAGAGCCUGCAGAUAUCGUCAACGACUUAACAGCUUGCAAAUCUCUUUACGAAGCUUCGUGCAAAGUUGUCGAAUGUAAAACUGAAGAUUUCACAUUUACAGAAAAAUAUGAGACAGAGUGUACAUCGAAAAUAUCUCUACAGAAGUAGAUGUAGUAUUUACAAGACUUAUUUAAUGUUUUCUUAACGAGACUGAAAACAUAAGUUUUUUUUAUAUAUAUUUACAGGUUUGAAUCCUACGUAAUGUGAAAUGAAAUGAUUUAUAUUGCAGUGUCUAUACAAAAAAUAUAAUUUGGCAAGCUUU